Molecule: messenger RNA, 1037 nt
Organism: Dendrobium catenatum
Lineage: Eukaryota; Viridiplantae; Streptophyta; Magnoliopsida; Asparagales; Orchidaceae
Exons: 2
Coding region: 1-591 (196 amino acids)
Source: RefSeq, a predicted model, not a curated record
AUGUCCUGGAUGACUGAUAAUGGUCAGACUCUAUUCAGGGCGAUGUUAAGAAUGAUUGUACCCGAAUUUGAACUAAUCGGCCAAGAAAAUAUUGUAUCAGCCUGGACUAUGCCUAAACUUAAGAGGAACACCGAGCGUGCUGAGAAUUCCCACGGUUUCUUGCGUUCCCGUGUCCUUGUUUCUUACCAGAAAAAGAAGCCACCAAAGACUCCGAAAGAAGUCUAUUAUAAAAAGCCAUCGACUCACAGAGAAAGAGAGAGAGAGAGAGAGAUGGAAGGAAGAGAAGAUCAGAAAGGUUUAGAUGGUUUGCGGGAUCAGCUGGAGGAAGAAGAAGAGGAAAGAGGGAAGAAGAAGGUGAAAUAUGUUAGUUACUUGACUGAGCUGGAUAUGAAGAUAGAGCAGCCGCUGCGUGAGCAGGACCCGAUUCGGUUCAAGAGAGAGAUUCGCCGUUGGGCUCACGCCGUCGUCCGGUACGCUCGCCAGCUCAGCCGCAGCCUCUCGUCCUCUUCCUUCUCCCGCGGCCGCCGCUCCUCUGUUUCAUCCUUCCGGUUCGACGAAGACGAAGACAAAGACUUCGGCAACUCUGCUUAACUUCUCUGUUGCUGAUUUUUUUUUCUUCUUUAAUUCUUUUCAUUGAUUUCAUUUAUGUUUCUGUAUAUAAAGAAUGAUGGAUGCAUCAAUAAGUGCAUUUUUUUUCCUUAAUUAAGCGCAAAUUCUUUUGCUGGAUUGGAAGAGCAAAGUGAUUCCGAUAUUCUGAUUAAAGUUCAUAGAUUUAAUUUGAGGAAAUUUACAAAAGUAAAAAAACGCAUUCCGAUCAAUAUUUCAUCUAUAUUUUUCAAUCAAUUCGAUGCUGCAUGACGUUGGUAAAUAAGAUAUAUAUAAAGGGGGGAAUUUACAUGCAUACCACAAAAUUACAUAUCAUUUUAAAACAUAAAUCAAAUCAAAAUGUAUAAGAAUUUUGUUAUAUUAUUUAUGAAGAUCUGCUGAUAAAAAAAUAUUAAAGAUGCUGGUCAGAACACUGCUAAGGAAGUAUAAAA